GUUCCUUUUCUAGCGGAACCGCUAACACGGGAGGUGCACGCCGUCAGCAGUGCUAGUGAAACGCAAAGGUGGAUUUUAAAUAAUACUACGCUAUUAUACAUUAGGCCUGAUAACUUCUGCGAGUAGAAAGCGCUAGCUGAACAGCGAUGUCUCGUUUCUUUGCGACUGGUUCUGACAGUGAGACUGAGGAGUCAUCCUCAGGGGAUGAGAUAACUCCCAAAGCAACUGGGACUACCUUCACUAAACAAUCUCUGUUGCUCAGCGACGAUGAAGAGGACACCAAGAGGGUGGUGCGCAGUGCCAAGGACAAAAGGUUUGAGGAGUUGACAAACCUUAUCAAGACCAUCAGGAAUGCCAUGAAGAUCCGGGACAUGGCGAAGUGUCUGGAAGAGUUUGAGCAGCUUUGUCGAGCCUUCCUCAAGAGUAAGACUAUAGUAGACAAGGAGGGAGUGCCUCCGUUCUACAUCCGCCUUCUGGCUGACUUGGAGGACUACCUCAAUCAGCUGUGGGAGGAUAAAGAGGGGAAGAAGAAGAUGAACAAGAACAAUGCCAAGGCCCUCAGUACCCUUCGACAGAAGAUUCGCAAAUAUAACCGUGACUACGAGACUGAAAUCGCCAGUUACAAGGAGAACCCAGAGCAGUCUGCAGAUGAGGAGGAAGAGAAGGAUGAAGGGGAAUCUGGCUCCUCUUCAGAGAGUGAGGGAGAGGGAGAAGAGGGAGAGGAGGGUGGAGUGUCUGUGAAGAGCUUCUUGAAAAAGAAGCCUACCAGUGAGCCACCUGUAGAUGCUAGCAAGUUCCUGAAGGGGGCAGCGGACGAAGAGUCAGAAAGUGACGAUGACGAGGACGACGAAGACUGGGGCGCAGACACUGUUGACAGCGGCAGCGAGAGUGAAGACGAUGAAGGGAAGAGUGCUUCUCUGGCCGUAGUCUUCCUCAAGAAGACACAGGACGGCGAACGGCACACGAGCGAGAAGAAGAAAGAGGAAAGGAAGAAGAGGCACAGGAAGCUGGAGCGUCUGGAGGCCGAAGAGGAAGAGGGGGCUGAGGGAGAAGAGGGAGGCUGGGAGAAGGUCAAAGGAGGGGUGCCCCUUGUCAAGGAAAAGCCCAAGAUGUUUGCUAAGGGUACAGAAAUCAACACUGCUGUCGUUGUGAAGAAGCUCAACGAGAUCCUGCAGGCUCGUGGCAAGAAGGGGACUGACAGAGCUGCCCAGAUUGAGCUUCUCCACGCCCUGGCUGCCAUCUCCAUGGAGAACAACCUGGGAGAGGGCAUCCUGGUCAAGAUUAAAUUCAACAUCGUCGCCUCGCUUUAUGACUACAACCCCAACCUAGCUGCGUUCAUGAAGGCUGAUAUGUGGAAGAAGUGCCUGGAAUGUAUUGAUGAACUGCUGGACAUCUUGUUUGACAACAGCAACAUUUUCAUUGGAGAAAAUAUUGCAGAGGAUAGUGAAAACUUGGCCGUAUCUGACCAGCCAUUCAGGGUUCGAGGGUGUAUUCUGACUCUGGUUGAAAGGAUGGACGAGGAGUUCACCAAAAUCAUGCAGAACACGGAUCCCCACUCGCAAGAGUACGUGGACAACCUGAAGGACGAGGGCCACGUGUGCGGGAUCAUCGACCGGCUGCUGCAGUACCUGGAGAACAAGGGCAGCACGGAGGAGAUCUGCCGCGUCUACCUGCGCAGGAUCAUGCACACCUACUACAAGUUCGACUACAAGGCCCACCGCCGGAGCCUGGGGCUGCAGGGGGAGUCCAAGUCUGAGCAGGACCAGGAGGAGAGCGAGGGCGAGGACAGCGCCGUGGUGAUGGACCGCCUCUGCAAGUUCAUCUACGCCAAGGAUCGCACCGACCGCAUCCGCACCUGCGCCAUCCUGUGCCACAUCUACCACCACGCCCUGCACAGCCGCUGGUACCAGGCCCGGGACCUCAUGCUCAUGAGCCACCUCCAGGACACCAUCCAGCACGCCGACCCCCCUGUGCAGAUCCUGUACAACCGCACCAUGGUGCAGCUGGGCAUCUGCGCCUUCAGGCAGGGCAUGAUCAAGGACGCCCACAACGCCCUGCUGGACAUCCAGUCCAGCGGCCGCGCCAAGGAGCUGCUGGGCCAGGGCCUGCUGAUGAGGAACAUGCAGGAGAGGAACGCCGAGCAGGAGAAGAUCGAGAAGAGACGGCAGGUGCCAUUCCACAUGCACAUUAACCUGGAGCUCCUGGAGUGCGUUUACCUGGUGUCCGCCAUGCUGCUGGAGAUCCCCUACAUGGCGGCGCACGAGUUUGACGCCCGACGCAGGAUGAUCAGCAAGCAGUUCCACCACCAGCUCAGGGUUGGAGAGAGGCAGCCCCUGUUGGGGCCUCCCGAGAGCAUGCGUGAGCACGUGGUGGCCGCUAGCAAGGCCAUGAAGAUGGGCGACUGGCGCACCUGCCACUCCUUCAUCAUCAAUGAGAAGAUGAACAGCAAGGUGUGGGACCUGUUCCCCGAGACGCAGAGGGUCCGCGAGAUGCUCGUCAGGAAGAUCCAGGAAGAGUCUCUGCGCACCUACCUGUUCACCUACAGCAGUGUGUACGACUCCAUCAGCAUGGAGACCCUCUCAGAGAUGUUUGAGCUUGAGUUGCCCACAGUCCACAGCAUCAUCAGCAAGAUGAUCAUUAACGAAGAGCUCAUGGCAUCUCUGGAUCAGCCCACACAGACAGUGGUGAUGCACCGCACGGAGCCCACCUCCCUGCAGAACAUGGCCCUGCAGCUGGCUGAGAAGCUGGGCGGCCUGGUGGAGAACAACGAGAGGGUGUUUGACCUCAAGCAGGGCAUCUACGGGGGCUACUUCAACAGGGACCAGAAGGGUGGAUACCAACAGAAGCAGGGAUAUCAGAGAGAACAGAGAGGGGGUUACCAGCAGAAGCAAGGUUACCAACGAGAUCAGAAGGGUGGAUACCAGCAGAAGCAGGGCUACCAGCGAGGCGGCUACCGGAACCAGAACCAGAGCUCGUACUGAUCCGGCAGAACCCCUCCCUCACAUUAGGCCCGUUUGCACCAAAACACAGUUCAUGGUCCAUUUCUCAAUUGCUUGUUCAGUGCUAUCCACAGUUUAAAACGAUGCUGCAUAUCUGACUGUAUACAGUUAGCGUAUAGCACAGAAUCCACUUCUGAACAUCAUGGUUUUCUUUUUCAUUUACUUGCAUUGAGAUGACACUCUUGAGCUGGUAAAGCAAGGCAGAAAACUCAGUCCCGAUUCAUAUCAUUCAGAGAUAUGGACAUGUUAAUGAAUGUUAACAUACAUACCCUUUAAAUAUCCAUAGUUAAAUACAAGUUGUUUCUUUUCUCCCGAGUUUGGCCGAAUAGUUCAUUUAAAGAUAGACAUCCGGCAGUUGUGUAAGCAAGAAUAUAGACUAUAUCUUUGACAGUACUUUUACACAGAUGUGUUGGCAGACUGUACCAAUAAGAAAAGCUAGAGGUGAAAUCUACCCCAUGACUUUGAACCAUAAAAAAUAAAGAUUAUUCAUUCAGUUUA
Messenger RNA from Anguilla anguilla (European eel), 3497 nucleotides. It is a transcript of the gene eif3c, whose product is annotated as eukaryotic translation initiation factor 3, subunit C. Gene Ontology annotation, molecular function: translation initiation factor binding; translation initiation factor activity; RNA binding. Gene Ontology annotation, cellular component: eukaryotic translation initiation factor 3 complex. Lineage: Eukaryota; Metazoa; Chordata; Actinopteri; Anguilliformes; Anguillidae. The transcript has 24 exons. The record is from RefSeq and is a predicted model, not a curated record. Gene Ontology annotation, biological process: translational initiation. The coding region runs from base 147 to 2981 and encodes 944 amino acids.